UGAACUGGCUCUCCAUGAACUGUGCGUUUAUUUACUCUCCUAAUCCUCCUGUGUGGAUCUGAAACAGAACGAUCAGCUUCAAACUCUUCAAAUUAAUUAGAAUUAAUGUGAGAAUAUGGAAUCUGAAAGCUCUGAUACUCUGCAAACUUCAUUUGAUUCUUCCCACAUCAACACAUCUCCCAGAGUAAUGCAGGAAAUGUCAGGCGAAGAUAGAAUUCACUACAGCGCUGAGUGUGGAAACAGUAAUUUUUUUUCUGACAGUAAUGAUCUUCAGAUACACCAGCUUAUUCACUCUAGAACAAAGCUGUAUCAGUGCUCUGAGUGUGGAAGCAGUUUUUCUGUGCAGACUAACCUUAAGAGACACCAGCGCAUUCACACUGGAGAGAAACCGUAUCAGUGUUCAGAGUGCGGGAAGAGGUUUACUCAACAGAGUCACCUCCAGCUACACCAACGCGUUCACACUGGGGAGAAACCGUAUUCCUGUUUCGUAUGUGGGAGGAGCUUUUCUCAGCAGAGUCGGCUCCAGGUCCACCUGCGUGUUCACACUGGAGGUGAACCACUUCACCAGUGCUCAGAGUGUGGGAGGAGUUUUAUGGACAGGCGCUGUCUCCAAGUUCACCAGCGCAUUCACACUGGACAGAAACCAUAUAAUUGCUCAAUUUGUGGGAAGAGUUUCAGUCAACAAGGCCACUUCCAAAUACACCAGCGCGUUCACACCGGGGAGAAACCGUAUUACUGCUCGGAAUGUGGGAAAAGUUUUCAACAACAAUCCCAUUUCCAAAACCACCAGCGCAUUCACACUGGAGAGAAACCAUAUCUCUGUUCAGAGUGCGGGAAAAGCUUUGCUGUGAAGUGCGGCCUUCAGAAACACCAGCGUCUUCACACCGGUGAGAAGCCACACCAGUGUUUAGAGUGUGGGAAGAGUUUUACUGACCGACGCAAUCUUCUCGCUCAUCAGCGCAUUCACACUGGAGAGAAACCGUACUGUUGCCCAGAAUGUGGGAAGAGUUUUACUGUACAGAGUCAUCUCACGGUACACCAGCGCGUUCACACGGGGGAGAAACCGUAUUCCUGUCCAGUCUGUGAGAAGACUUUCGCUAACAAAGGAAAUCUGAACGUGCACCAGCGUAUUCACUCUGGGGAGAAACCGUUUCAGUGUUCAGACUGUGGGAAGACAUUUAGAGAGAAUGGUUCACUUAAGAAACAUCUGCGCCUUCAUAAAGGGAGCAAAGAUGGACAGGAUCGAACAGGAGUCUGACGUCUCUGCUGUACUCCGGUACUAAAUAAAAAGCUUUAAUAACCAAGGCCUAGUUUCUCUCGAAGCAUCUUAAGCCCUGUCCGGACGGGAUUCGUUUUUUUAGGGGCACUUCUACUCAGUAAUAAAACUCUUGCAUCCGGACUCCUAUUGAAAAAACAGGAGGAACAGUGACAUCGUGUUCUCCAUUUCCACGCACUGUUGUGUUUUACAUGGAUCUCCGUGGAAAUGCGCACCCAAAGUGUAAUUACGGUGCGUGGCAGUGGACUAUUUUAUUAAACGUGAGCAGACGAAACUCAGAGAUGUGCGUCCGGAUGGGACUAAAAUUACCCAAGGACUAUAAUUUUCGUCUAAGAAAAACACGUACAUGGUGGUUCCCAACAGGAACAAAAUCACAGAGGAAUAAAAGAUAAAAGAGAAAAUUACCCCAGGACCCCCUGAGAAACUAAUCCUGUUCGGAUUGUGCUCAUGCAUGUGUUUUUCUCAGACGUCCUCUGAGAAAAUUAAAGGCUGAACUAGAUUGCAGUUCCUACAGAAACUGCGAGUGUGAUUGCAGUGCUGGCCGGGGUCCCCAAAAUGUUGACCAGUAGCUCUAUUACACACAGUACUGGGGGGCCGGGGUGUCCAAACAUUUGGCCAGUGGCUCCAUUACACACAGUACUGGAGCUCUGGGGUGUCCAAACUUUUGACCAGUGGCUCCAUUAUACACAGUACUGGAGCUCUGGGGUGUCCAAACUUUUGACCAGUGGCUCCAUUACACACAGUACUGGGGGGCCGGGGUGUCCAAACUUUUGACCUAAUGCUGUUUUAUCCCAUAGCUGCUCCAUACACUCACAGUACUGGAGUUCUAGCUGCUUAUUAUUAAGUAAACUGCAAUCUCAUUAUUUUGAGAUAGCAAGUCAUUAUUUAGAGAAAACAAGUCAUUAUUUUGGGAUACUAUCUCAAUAUUUUGAGAUACUAUGUCAUUGUUUUAAGAUAGCAAGUCAUUAUUUUGAGAUAUCAAGUAAUUAUUUUGAGAUAAGUCAUUUUUUGAGAUAAGUCAUUUUUUGAGAUACUAAGUCAUUGUUUUGAGAUAGCAAAUCAUUAUUUUGAGAUAUUUAGUCAUUAUUUUAAGAUACUUAGUCAUUAUUUUGAUACUAUUUCAUUAUUUAGACAUAAUAAGUCGUUAUUUUGAGAUAGCAAGUGUGUUUGCUUUUGAAAAAAAAAAUCUUUCAAAAUAAUGAAUUACUAUCACAAAAUUAUGAGAUAGUAUCUCAAAAUAAUGAGAUGGUUCCUCAAAAUAGUGACUUACUAUCUCAUAAAAAUGAGAUAGUAUAUCAAAAUAAUGAUUUAGUAUCUCAAAAAAUGAGAAACUAUCUAAAAAAUAAUGAGAUAGCAGUUUACUUAAUUUAAUUACUUUAUUUAUUUAUUGGCUUCAUAGUAUUCUGUAUAUUUGAUCCGGUUAGUUUCGGUUUCACACUGCAGUUUAGUGACGGAAUAAAGAACUUUACUACA
Messenger RNA from Astyanax mexicanus (Mexican tetra), 2749 nucleotides. RefSeq names its product zinc finger protein 239. The transcript is spliced from 2 exons. NCBI's taxonomy places the organism in Eukaryota, Metazoa, Chordata, Actinopteri, Characiformes, Acestrorhamphidae. The record is from RefSeq and is a predicted model, not a curated record. The coding region runs from base 116 to 1258 and encodes 380 amino acids.